This is a messenger RNA of Coprinopsis cinerea okayama7#130, 1650 nucleotides long. RefSeq lists its product as hypothetical. NCBI's taxonomy places the organism in Eukaryota, Fungi, Basidiomycota, Agaricomycetes, Agaricales, Psathyrellaceae. The transcript has 3 exons. The record is from RefSeq and is a predicted model, not a curated record. The coding region runs from base 1 to 1650 and encodes 549 amino acids.
AUGGUUGACGAUACCCACCCUCUUAUUUCCUGGGCAGGACAGUGGAAGACCACGCUCGACACAGUCGAGGAUGCGUACAGCCGUAAUGGACAGGUUUAUGGAGGUUCUCAGCAUGUAACGACAUCCACCGGGUUCAUGUCCUUCGUAUUUCGAGGCAGCCAAGUUGCCGUCCACGGCACAAGUUAUGCGAACCAAACCGACCCAGCCUGGUCGUGCUCGGUCAACAACGUGCGCUACGAUCCACCACGAGGUUCGAUGGGAGAAAAGAAGGACUAUUGGCCUAUAUGUAACGUCGCCCUGAACGAUGAAGGCCCCCAUGUCAUCACCAUCGAUGCAAACGCGACUGAAGAGCAUCCAUUCCACGUCGACUUCAUCCGGUACCAACCUGUUUGGGAAGACUGCGAGACGCUUCACCCGACUGUUGUCCUGGACAACACUGACCCCGCGAUAACAUACGACUCGGGUAACUGGAAAUCAUAUGUCUACAAAAAUGAGACAAUGCUCACGGUGGACAGGGGCGCAAGGGCGACCGUUGAGUUCCAUGGAACGAAAGCGACUUGGGUGGGCUGGAUUAUCAGCUCCUAUCCAGCGGGCGCUUCUACAGGAACAUGGUCGAUCGACGGGGGUGGUCCAGUCCAGUUCGAGAUCCCAGGUCUUCCAUCAGACGCAAACGAGACUCUCUACUUCCAGAACUUCUUUGAAACACCUCGCCUACGAUCUCGUGGACCACACAAACUCGUCGUCACCCACAUGGGUCCUUCGGCUCCCCUCACUCUCGACCAUCUCAUCAUUGAGGAUGGCGAUAUCGACGUCCCGCCCGGUGAAGCCAAGGUUAUUGGGAGCGCUGCGGGAGGGAUGGACAGUUCGACGCCGGUGGGAACGAUAUUGGGGGGUGUAGUCGGAGGACUUACCUUCCUCGCCGUAUGCGCAUUACUGACCUUCUUCGCCAUCCGACGACAGAAGAAGAAGCACCGCAUGGCCAACGAGGAUCUGCCGCUGAUUACACCUCUGAUGCCGCCUGAAAAUGACGAUACUUCGACGAGUCAAGGUCCUUCUCCUCGCCGAAGUGGGAUGCUUCCCUCCCAGAGGGUCCGGUAUCCUUACCAGCCUCAACCGUCGCCUGGAAUGAUGCCGACCAAACCCAGCCUGUCUUCGGUGCCCACGAGCAACAACAGCGCCGUUCCAAUGCUCUACACCAAGGCUACCAACCCCAACUUCUCUCGGACAUGGUCAUCCCCCAAGAGCUCGGCUUUCUCAUCCCAUCAUUCACGACAACACUCCUUCCCUCCCUACCCGCAGCCUCAGUCUACCGUCCACGGGCAUGACUCGAACACAUCGAGCUACUAUAGAGGAUCUGGAGGAUAUCCCGCGGGUCUCCGACAGCAUCAACAGCGGCAGUAUCGUCAAUCACAGGUGCUCCCGAACCCUACUACGCCGUCUUCAUUGCGGCACGCGUUACCAAAGUCGAUGGUCGAUCUUCGUGGUUCGCAGUGGACCGCAGGAGGGGGUGGCGCGAGUUCAAACCCUGAUGCCGACUCGUUCCCGAUGCAUCCAAUGGAUCGAACACGCCAUACAAAGUCCACGCCAUUCAAAGUCCGCAUAAUCCAGCAACAUCCACUUGGAAAAGACUGCACAGGGGCUAUAGGUUAG